This is a messenger RNA of Liolophura sinensis, 10873 nucleotides long. RefSeq names its product ubiquitin carboxyl-terminal hydrolase 24-like. Gene Ontology annotation, molecular function: protein binding; cysteine-type deubiquitinase activity. The transcript is spliced from 56 exons. Gene Ontology annotation, biological process: protein deubiquitination. The record is from RefSeq and is a predicted model, not a curated record. Lineage: Eukaryota; Metazoa; Mollusca; Polyplacophora; Chitonida; Chitonidae. Gene Ontology annotation, cellular component: nucleus; cytosol. The coding region runs from base 133 to 7944 and encodes 2603 amino acids.
UCAUGGCGGCGAUGGGAAGGUGUCCUGGGUGGGUCUGUAGUGAUUUGACGAUAUGAUUCCAGGAACGCCGUCAUAACAGCCCAAAUUAAUGAUUGACUAAUUUACCAAAUUGAUGAAGUAUUUCAUUUUGAAAUGGAAAUAGACGAGGACCACGUGAAAACACUUUUGGCGAUGGGAUUCCCCAGCGUGGAAGAUGUGCGUAAAGCUCUCCGCUUGGGAAAGAACGAUUUAAAUGAAGCCGUGGCUAUUUUGACAAACGAGCACCCAAGUUCAUCGUAUGAUACUGUGGACGAAUUGGACGUGGAAAUGAAAGACGUUCAUUAUCAGCCGAGCUCGGUGACAAUUCAGUUGCCAGUGUACGGACCGUCCCUUCCGCCAAGUUACGACGAGGCUGUGGAGACCGAGGUGGUUGAAGAAUCCAGCGAGAAAACAGACGCCAUGACAACCAGUGGGGGAGCAGACGACAGUAAUUCUCUGGAAUUUCCUGUCACAAAUUUGUAUGAGCUGGAAGGCCGUGUGUUUACAGAGCACUGGUCUAUACCUUAUAAAAGAGAAGAAUCACUCGGGAAAUGUUUGCUGUCAGCUACCAGACUAGCAGAUGCAGGUUUAGCUGAUUCAGAUGAGAACUGUAAACGGUUUAUGGAGAGAUGUAUGCCAGAGGCUUUCCAAAAGUUGCUGGCCUCGUCUGCUGUUCAUAAAUGGGGCACAGAAAUCCAGGAGGGUAUCUAUAACAUGUUACAGCUGUUGGUGGACCUGGUGGUGGCCAGACUACAGCACAGCCCUGCACCUGUGGAUCUCCUAGAUGUCCUCGCACUGGCCUUGACUCCCGACACAGAGUUCCACUACAAGAACAAGAUGCGUCGACCUGACCGAGUGGCCAAGGAUGACGGUGAUGGAGAUAAAUUGCAGUCUAAUAAUUAUGCAGCUAGUCCUCCCUCAGGCACCUAUAAGGACCCAUAUGGCUGGUUGUCGAACCUUAUCAAUAGGUUUGGUCAGAAAGGAGGGUUUACUUUAGUCCAGAAAUUCCUGGAAACUGAGAAUCUGGAUGCACCAGCCAUGGCAGCUUUACUGCGUCCGUUUGGAGUGUCUGCUGAGUACUUAAACUUCUCUGUUGUGGAGAAACUGCUGACUCCUGGAAUGGAGAGAGCGAUCAAGUAUGUGCAGAGUCUGGAGGAGAAGGACUUCAAAGAGAAGAAAGUGGGCAGCGUGAGCGACCUCCUGGCCUCUAUGAAGCUCCUAUGUCUGAAUAUGCUACCAAAUGAUGUGGACUCGAUAGAUGAGCUACGGCUGAACAUCGCCCUGCGCAUGCUCAAGUCCCCCCACUUCAAUGCUAAAAUGAACUCUCUGAAAGAGGUGACAAAGUUGAUAGAGGACAGCACCGGCAGUAAAGUCCCCAAGACAGCCAUCGGAAUGGAGAAAAUCUUGGAGUGGCUUGUGGACAACCGGCUGUUAUCCAUAGCCCUGGAGGGUAACAUAGACCAGGCCCAGUACUGUGAUAAAAUAAAGGGCAUAGUGGACUUCCUUGGGGCAAAGCUGUCUCUGGAUGAACUCACCAUGAUCUGGAAGAUGCAGAAUGGCCAGACAAACAAUGUGAUAGACAACAUACACUCAAUAGUGGCCGCUGCAGCGGUUAAGUUUGAUGCUCAGCAGUUAGAACACCUUUUUCUUCUCAUACAAAAGAAUUGGCAGGAAGAUAACGAUCGUAUGAGGGAGAAGCUGCUGGCUUUAAUCGGGAAGAUUGGGCGCGACGCUCGUGUCUCAAAGACAACCACCAGAGUAUUGGAGUUACUGUGGGACCUGUCACAUCUACCUGUCCUCUCUACACACCUGAUGGAGCAGGCCCUGGAUGAACACCUGGCCAUCCUCAGUGACUCCUACAUUGUCAAGGAGCAGGUGAAGCGCCAGUAUGUUGUCAAGUGUGUGGAAGACAUCAAAAAGGGUGUCUGGGUAUUACCAGCUAUCAAACAGAUGCUGCACAUCAGCAAGAACAUCCUCAAACAGACAUUCCCCAAAACUGACAAGGGAAUUUUACAUGAAUUAAACAAAAACUUUGAUUUGAUCAAAUUGAUCACAAACAGUUUGGUGAAGUGUCACAAGACAGCAACGACAGCUCAGCCAGGGAAGCUGAUCUCCCCAGAGACUAUCGUGGACAGUAGAUACACCCAUGCUGAUUAUGUGUCAACACACCUGACAUUCCUACAGUAUGUACUACAGGAGGGGGUGCUUUAUCUGCCGUCUAACCGCGCUCGUGAUAUCUGGGGGGUUCUCGUGGCCAAUCAGGACGCCUGUGACUGGGACAGGGAGACGUGUUACGAGUGGUUCAGUAAGGGCUUGGCAGACCUAGAACCUGAAACUCAGAGUCAACUCUUCCAGAAGGAGCUGUUAAAACAAGACCCCGCCAAGCUUAGCCAGCAGGGUUUCACCUGUUUUAAGAGUUUCUUUGAAAGCGUCAACUUGUAUGACCACAAGCUGAAGAAAUCUGCCAACGUUCUGGUGGUGGAGAAGGCGGAGCUAUGCGGCCUCGAGUACCUAUGGGAGGUGUGUCUGAACACGUCUGACGAGACGAUAGCUGAGCUUGCCAUCACCCUCCUACUCAACAUGUCCUACUCCGGCCUCGCCCCACGCCUGAAGAAAGACCCCCCAGUUCUCCACAAAAAGUUUAUAAAUGAGUGCUACAACAGACUUGAGUCUGCGCUGUUCAGUUUGGGUGGGUCAACUUUUGCCAAAAUUAUCACCUUGGCAACCAAAACCUUAACAGCAGCAACAGUGCCAGAAGUGGCUUGUGUUCCAUCUCCAUCAAGGUCAGCCAAGCUGCUGAACAUUGAGCGAUUACUGUGGAUUGCUGAGGGCUAUGUGUUAAGUGUCGAGGGCACUCACAUCACCCCCAGGACAAUCCUCCCCCACGGGGCAUCCUUCCACGGCCACCCCACGUCCUUCCUGAUCAGCUGUGAGUCCACCAAGCAGGAGUACACGCUGCAGUGUCACAGUAAUGAGACGUUAGGUUCUCUACGGCAGAAGGUGGCCAAGAAACUCAAGCAGUCACCAGAUAAUAUCCAAGUGGUGGCCGGAGAAAAAAUGCUACCCGCGGGUAAGGAUCAGAAGCUGUUACAUCAGCUGGAGCUGGAGGACAAUCAGAUGAUCCUAGUGAGAAUCUUCUCUCCGAGUACGACCAGUACAGUACAGAACAGCCAGAACAAGGAGCCUCCGUCGACGCCUACAGCAAAACAGUCUUUUGAUCUUGAGCAGGAGAAGAUGCUACCAGGCGUGGUGAUGGCUGCAGGAGGACAAGUGUUUGAGAUGCUCUAUCAGCUGGCAGAUCUGGAGGAGCCCAGAAUACGACGGCGUGUCCGGAAGCUGCUGAUGCUGAUCCCAACAGACCCGGCCAUCACAGAUGCUCUGGACUCCAUUAGUCAGAGGACCUUGAAGCAAUCUCCGUCCACCGAUGAUGUUAGUCCUCGCUCCAGCCCUAAGAAGACCACUCUGAGCCCCACCCCCAGCCCUGCACCCAGCUCUAAAUGCCCCAAGGACACGCUCAAGUCUCUGUUUGAUGCCAAUGCACCGGAUAUGUCAACCUUCAGAGUACUGUACAACCUGGAGGUACUGAGUAACAAGCUAAUGCCAACGAGCUAUGACCUGGGUGUACAGCACAGUGCCCAGUCCUUCUGUGAGGACUUCUUGAAUGCCGGGGGCCUGAGUCUGGUGGUUAGUGUGUUACAGAAGGACUCAAUCCCCAUGGAGGUGGAUUAUCAGACCAGGCAGGGCUGCUACUCGAUCUGUCUGCAGCUGGCUAGAUUUUUGCUGUGUGGUGAGACGGUAACUGGUGAGGACCAGUCCAACUAUGCGACCAAUGAGCAGAGGUGUGAAGAGACGGGGAUAGUGUCCACAAUGACCCGGCGGGCGUCGGCUGCCAGUGGUCACCUGCCUCUGAUAGAUGUCAGUCUGUCUGCAGGCAGCAGGGCUAUACAGACGAUGGGAGUCCACGACUUCACAGAGACAGUGUCAUGUUUCAUGAGAGUCACCUGGGCUGCGGCAGCGGGACGACUCCACCUGGUAGGCUGUAAUCAACCGAUCAGAGAGAGCAGUGGCUGGUACACGGGAGGACGACGCAGCAGACAAAGUAGUACAGGGAGCACUGGGAGUACUAGCAGUGAGGGGGAGGGGCAAACUCUGCACUCUGGGGUCUGUGUCCAGCAGCAGACAAUCUCCACCACAGACACAAACAUAGCACGGGAGGCCCUGGAGCUGCUGGUGGCCUGUCUACGACUCCGAAGUCAGCUUAUAUCUUCCUUCUACUCUCUGCCGUGCGUGGCUGACUUCAUCAUCGACAUCCUGGUUGGCUGUGUACAGGACAGUAUACGCACAGCCGCACUAGAACAGUUCAUGCUGCUCAGCCAGACAGAUAACUCAGGGACAGAUAACCAUGUACAGACUCCACAACAGUUCCUUCUACAGGUCAUCCUCAAGGCUUACCUCCCCUUCUGGGUGACAUCAUCAACCACCAGGGGUGCUAGUCAAAGCAGACUUUUACGCCAUUGUUCCCAGUAUUUUGAACUACGCUGUCGUCUACUGGACCGGCUUUCAAUCAUGGAUCAGGAGAAGUUGCAGAUAGACUGUAACAGCAUGCUUGAGGAUGAACUAGCCUGGCUGGGGAAUUUUGUCCCAUCUGAGAACUGUGAAGUGAAGGAGACAGACAACAUCUUACUGGCUGGUCACCUCAAGCUGCUGCGCACACUCUUCACCUGUGAUAAUGUCUCUAAAGAGGAACAUGGUAAAUCUCUGGUGGGUGACCUGCUCCAUGACUUCCUCUUCCCAGCAUCAAAGCUGAUCACCAGCAGUAACGUGGACAAGUCCACCAGUGACACCUCACUCACAGACGUCAAUCCUAAGUGUAGUAAUGGUGUAUCAAGGACGGCUGCGUAUGAACUGCUGACAGAGCUGGCCAGUGGCUCCCAGGAGAACCUGACAUUCAUUUGUCAGGAGCUGAUAUCUAUGCAUCACCUGUUCAACCCAGACUCAGCUAACGAGUGGGAGUACAUGCCACCUGUGGAUGGACGAGCAGACUGUGGGUUUGUGGGCCUGAAGAAUGCCGGUGCCACGUGUUACAUGAACUCUGUCAUCCAGCAGCUAUUCAUGACCCCAGGGAUCCCUGACACGGUGCUGGGGGUGGAUGAGGAAAACCCUGAUGAGGACAGUGUGUUUUACCAGAUCCAGCAGAUGUAUGGUCACCUGUUGGAGAGUAAGCUCCAGUACCAUGUCCCUGAGCGAUUCUGGAAGGUGUUUAAACUCUGGGGGCAGACUAUCAAUGUGCGGGAACAGCAGGAUGCUUUUGACUUCUUCCAGGCUCUCAUUGAUCAAGUUGACGAGCAUCUCAAGAAACUUGGAAAGGAGAAAGUCUUUAUGAAAAAAUUUCAGGGAAUUUUCUCUGAUCAGAAAAUCUGUAAGGAUUGUCCACACAGGUACGAGAGAGAGGAGGCUUUCUUUGCGCUGAACCUGACGGUGAAGAAUGCUACCUUGCAGGACUCCCUCGACCAGUUUGUGAAGGGGGAGCUUCUAGAGGGGGACAACGCUUAUUUCUGUGAGAAGUGUGGAGAAAAGAGAAACACAAUAAAGAGGAUGUGUAUUAAGACGUUGCCACCGGUGCUCUGUAUCCAGCUGAAGAGGUUUGGGUAUGACUGGGAAUCCAACAGGGCUCUAAAGUUUGACGACUACUUUAAGUUUCCGUGGACGCUGGACAUGGAGCCUUACACCACAGAAGGAAUGGCAUUAAGGGAGAACUCUAGUCCAUGUGGGAGCAGCAGUGGUUAUGACACGGACAACACAGACAGAACAGAUGGAGAGCUGCAAACAGCGGAGAUAACUUCAGAGGAUCCCAAACCAUACCAGCCCAUAAACUAUGAGCUGGUGGGCAUUGUUGUACACAACGGGCAAGCUAAUGCUGGUCACUACUAUUCCUUCAUAAAAGACAGGAGGGGCACAGUGCUAACCAACAAUCAGAGAGGAAAGUGGUUUAAAUUCAAUGAUAACAUUGUGGAGGAGUUUGAGAUGAGCGAAACAACUCUGGAGGCAGAGUGCUUUGGGGGAACAUAUAAAGCCAAGAUCUACGACCAGUCGAGUUCUUACCCAGAAGACAGAUUGAGGUACUGGAACGGUUACAUGUUGUUCUAUGAGAAGCUGGAGGAGCCACAAACUCCGGUGUCAGCCAAAAAGAGUAAAAUAACAGCUCCAAGGAGAGCCUUCCCAACUGGCGGCAGUAAAGCCCAGAUGGACUCUGACAGUCUUGUUGAGCUGACAGAACUCGUCCAUAAGGGAGAGAAGCGUGGCAUUUUCACGGAGAAAAUGCCCGCUCAUAUUCAACAGGUCAUCCGCUCUGAGAAUUUGACCUUCAUUAGAAACAGAGAUGUAUACAGUCAAGAUUAUUUCAAUUUUGUCCGAAAUCUGGUUGACAAGAAUUCAUUCCACACCAGUCACCCACAAUACUCCUCCAUGUGUGUCCAGUCUGUACAGCUAGGCAUCCGAUUUCUCUUCAACACUUACCUGAGAACAAAGAAGAAACUAAGGUGUGACAUGAAUGAGUGGGUGGCUAUCAUUGAGUCGCUGGUUAGUCGCUCUAAGGAAGCGUGUAUGUGGCUGGUGGAAUACCUGGCCAAUGAAGAGGGCUCCACCUACAUCAGGCCAUUUUUGUUGGAAUGUCCACAAAAAGAUGUGAGGGUCACGUUUGCCAAGUUACUGGAGAGGUUGAUGUGUAGUUUUUUCCAACAUGGCGGAGUCACAACACACAAGAGCUAUGAUGAAAUCUUAGAAGUUAUGCUACAGAUGUUAAACAAAGAUGUGCCGGAAAAUGUAAAAAAUUGUGUUCAGUACUUCCUCGUCCUAAAGUGCUAUGUUCAGAUGGGAACGAAAGCAUGUGCUCACAUGUUUGGUCGAAGUGGUUUCAAGAGGCUGAUGACAUUUUUAUUAGGAAAUAUGAUGGUCAGUUCUGAGCAGCAGAUAGAGCAGUCAGUCACAGAAUCAUUACCACGUCGCUGGACGUCUCUGCAGUCACGGGACUUUGGUCAUCUCCACACCUGCUUGGCCACGCUGAUACUGAACUGUGAGGUGGCCAGCUACAGGACUGUGGAGCCUGGGAAGUUUCCUGUUCGUAGGCCCUUGCUGGUCACCCCUCACAUCUACCUGAAGAUGUCUCAGGACAUGGUGGAUUAUGUGUUUGGUAAAGAUUCUCACAGGUAUAUCAAAGAGGUCAUCACUGCAGUACGGGAGAUAAGUGGGAACACCCUGUCUAUAUUUGACAUGCUGGUAUACUGCAGCUUCUGUAAUGAGACUUUCAGCUGCUCUGUCCUCAAACAAGUUGCAUUACAAUACACACAUUCUCCUUCAAAUGAACUCAAGACUAUUUUCAAUCUACUCAUGGAGUUGCUGACCCUUGAAGAUGAGUUACAGCUUAAAAGAAUCCAGUGGAUCAUAGAUGGCCAUGUUGAUUCAGCAUCAUCCACUUCAUAUGAAGGGCUACUAACUGUGAUCCGAACCAACCAUGUAACGGACAGCCGGCGAUCGUACCAGUGUAUAAAGUUCCUGGUGAGCCUGGCUAACAAAUGUGCCCUGGCCAAAGACUACCUCAUGCAAACCCCUAACAAGUGGCAGUGGGCCGUCAACUGGCUGAAGAAAAAGAUGACGGAGUACUACUGGAAUCCCCCGACAGCCGUAACAUCUAAUGAGGACUCCAACCGCAAAUCCUUCCAGAGGACUGUCAGCGCACAGGACACCCUGGCUGAGGCUACAGCCUUGCUGACAGAACUGGAAGCUCACGACAUGGCCAGUGCUGAGAUGGACACUGCUGAGGGGGACAACAUUGAGGCUGGGGACGAUGAAGGCCUGACCAUGGGGAAGAUUCACAGCUCCGGGGGGAACAGUUCUGAUAAUGGUGGUCGGGAGACGUCACCUAGGUGACAGGACUCCGCCCUUCUGCCUGCUUGUAUAUAAUGUACAUACAAGAGUCCUUCAAUGUUUUUCACUCAGGUCAGGAUGGAUAACUCUGCAUGUGUAGGUACAUGUAGUGACAGGUAACUGUGAAGAACAGGGAAUGGCAACACUGAAGAACACAGUGGGGUAAUUUUGACGAACAUAGCAGAGCAACAUUGAAGAACACCUCUUGGCAACAUGGAAGAAUAUGGCAACGUUGAAGAACACAACAUGUAAACUGGGAUGUAAGAGUCUGGAUUGUUCCCUCAGCAUUUGGGGUUCAUACCGUUCACUAGACACAUUUUUGUCUUAUAGGUUCACCAUGUAAUUGCAGAAGCAAUGUUCCCACAAUAACGCUGUAUAUUGUAUGUAUGUCACUCAUCUGCCUGAUAACCUAUGGCAGCUAUUGACAUAUCAAUCAACAGUUGUCAGUCUCUGGGUAUUGUACAUCAGUAUCUUGAUGGAGGUAGUCCACCCUCCAUACAGUGGUUGGUGUGCUGUCGGCGUCCCGGCCAACACGACCCUGUGCAGGGGUAGUCCAGCUGAGACGACCUUUGUGCCUGAGGAGCUUUGAGUAAUGAGUUUCAGGAUAAAACGGCCUGUCAUAAGAGCUAACAAAACCAUUCUUUAACCAAGACCUUCACAAAUUGCCUGAUUAACAGUGGUGGCAAAAUAAUGACGUUAGCAAACUGAUAAAAGUUUUCCAAUAGGCUGUGUUAAUUGUUAUGAUUGAGCGUGGUAUUACAUGUAGGUCGUAUUUUGUGUGUGUGCAUAACAAAUUGUACAGUAUACUGCCUGUGACCAAGCCCAUUGUACCAAGAGAUAUCCAAUACCUGUAGGACGAGCUAAGCGAAGAAGUGCCAUCUAUGAUUACAGGUAUAGAUCAGAGACAGGUGCAGUGGGAUUGUUAACAAAUAAUAGUAGAUAAUCUGCAUGUUACCUGCUCUGGCUUGGCUCCUAAUUAUUGUUCGAACAACUUGUGCAGACUGUGACAGCAUACAUGUCUCCAGUCAACACGGUCUAUAUGGGAACAGUCAGUUUUACACUUAAAAUCAACAGCCAAACACAAAAGAGCAUAUUUUUUUGUGCAGCAAAAUGUUAUUGUUGUGAGACUGAAGGCUAAGUGAACCCAUUAAUAUGUAGAUAUCUACAUAUUUGUAACUUAUUACAAGUAUGGUGUAGAGUUCAUAUUGCAGGGAAAUCUCCCUGAUCACUACCCUGUUCCCACUUGUAGAGCACCUCUACAAGUGGAAAGUCCUCAUACCUCUUUUUUUUUUUUUACUCUUACCUCUGACAUGUUAACACAUGUGGAGGAAAAAUGUCAUUGGCCAGAUAUGUCAGCAUCAAAACUUCACAAGGUAUGUUUGUUUGUUUGUUUUUUUAAUUUAGACUGAACGUCAUGAUCAGUUUGUGGCUGACAGUACAUCACAUGGAGUCUCAGAAGUAGACACAUUACGUGAAUGUAAAAUGCUGUAAUGGACACAAAUAUACACAAACAGGAAGGUUUUGUUUGUGAAGUUUUAGUGCCUGUUGAACUUUGCAUUCUGGAGAGAAGGCAUCAGUCAGGUGAUGAUACUUCAGGCACUUCAAACUUACCAAAAACGUCUGAGUUAAUUAACAUACAGUACUGAUGGAGAGGCAAAUACGUAAGGCAGUUUAACAUUUUGAUGCAAACAAUGGCAGUGUGUCAUUGAGACUGUUCAAAAGGAGAAAGCGAGCUGGAUAAGACGUGGAAAAUCAUUUCUUCUCAGCACAGAUUUUUUGUCAUUAACAAAUGGCUGCAAAUCUUGUCUGUUUGUCAUGUUUUUAUCACUGGUACAUGCUCAAAUCAACAAGUAAUGUAAAUAUUGCAGGAAUCUUAAAGUUUGCAGAAAACUGUUUUUGAGCAUAUUUAGCUUAGAACAGCAUCUCUGCUUGCAGAACUUCUUUUUCAGUUCCCUUUUUUUAAUUUGUCCCAGAACCACAUGUAUGAAAAAAAACAGUUACGCAAACCUAAAUAGUUACUGUGCUCAAGCGUAACGUAUGCAACACAACAACUCAAAGUUACGGAAAUUAUGAGCGAGUAGGUCACGACGUAAGCAUCCAUAGUUACUUCCACCAGUCCUAAUUAUGACUCCAGCUUUGAAACAAGCAUGUGGAUAUGCCUGCUAUGGACUGAUUUUAUACCUUUCUUUUCUCUCUCUGAAAAUGAAGGAAGUUGAGACCUCUCCAGUUUUAUGUGAAAGUGCCAUAAUAUAUUAAUGGGAAGCGAGGCCACUGCUUGGGGUGGAUUUCAGAGAAAUUCGUAAUGCCAUAUUUUUCGGCUUAAUGAAGUCCUGCUAAGAGUGGAUGGAACAGCCACCAGCGAGUGCGGUUUCUGCUGUGCGGUGUAUUACCCAUCACUCAUGCCACAGUUAUGUCACGGAGUCCGAUGUCUGUACAUCAGGUUUGUUUUAACCUAGAUAAAGUCCAUUUCAUUUGUAAAGCUUUCAUUGUGGACUGGGUUGUGGAAAACCUGGAAAACAGGGACAGUGACGGUGUUCAGUUUGUUCACAGGCAGAUUGGUUGUUUUAUCGUGUCAGUAAUGACAUUUGUGUUUUAUGUCGCAAGACCCGAGUUCUCUUCUAAUUAAAUGGGAUCUUUGAAAAGUGUUGCUGUGAUCUGUGAAACACCAACAUUGGAUGUAAGAAAUUUGUUAUUAAUCAAAUGAGGCCACUGUGAUUCCAUUCCUAACCAAUAAUGUUCAGUCAUUUUAUAGAUAACAUUUUAUAAUACAGAAUUAUUAUUUUUGUUUUAAAGUUACUUUCUGAUUUACUAUGUGGUGCCGUGUAAGCCCCCAAUAUUACUGUGGAUCCUUUCAAUGCAGUGUCACACCAAGCCAAUCCACUUUUUACACACAUUUGUACAUGUCUGAGAAUGAACUAAUCUCGUGAAUGAU